Molecule: messenger RNA, 531 nt
Organism: Rotaria sp. Silwood2
Lineage: Eukaryota; Metazoa; Rotifera; Eurotatoria; Philodinida; Philodinidae
Source: the annotation of a GenBank genome assembly
AUGUAUAAUCCAUUGAUGGAAUUGCAAAGAAUGGUCGACAAUCUCGGUGAUCCAGAUGUACAAGUACAAUCUGAUCAAGUUCCUUCUACACAAGUACAAUCUGAUCAAGUUUCUUCUACACAAGUACAACCUGGUCCCGUUCCUUCUUCACACAUACAGUAUGUGCAAAUGCGGCCUGUACAAACACAGCUUCAACGAAUAACAUCACCACGACAUGAAAUAGCACCUGAACAAGCAUUAGAUGGAGAAAUUCUAAUAAUGAUAAGACAGAGAAGAUUCAAAAUGUGUAGACAAUUACCUUCACCAGAAAUUAAAGUAGUUUAUAUUGUUCAUCCCGAGAUUGACGACAAUUUUUUGUUAAACAAUGAUCUCGGAAAUGGAAAUGUCAAUCCAACAGAUCUUGGACUAAUGGUCUCAUUACAAGUCGAGUUGUUAAAAGCCAUGAAGUAUUUUGUUGAACUUGGACGAAUUACUUAUCGUAUUGCAGGUCUCCUCUUCAAUGCAAUCAAACAACAUAUAAUUCGUCGUUAA